Molecule: messenger RNA, 553 nt
Organism: Staurois parvus
Lineage: Eukaryota; Metazoa; Chordata; Amphibia; Anura; Ranidae
Source: the annotation of a GenBank genome assembly
UUCUCCGAGGAUAAUCACUUAGGGCAGUGGUGCUCAACCUUCCUAAUGCCAUGACCCUUUCAUACAGUUCCUCAUGUUGUGGGGACCCCCAACCAUAAAAUUAUUUACCCAGUAAUUUAUAAUUCAUGAAGUCUCAUUUUACCUCCAAUACUGCUGCUUUCAACACAGUAGCUGCUUUCAACACAGUAGCUGCUUUCAACAGAGUAGCUGCUUUCUACACAGUAGCUGCUUUCAACACAGUAGCUGCUUUUUACACAGUAGCUGCUUUCAACACAGUAGCUGCUUUCAACACAGUAGCUGCUUUCAACACAGUAGCUGCUUUUUACACAGUAGCUGCUUUCUACACACAGUAGCUGCUCUUUACACAUCGUAAAUAUGUGUUUUCCGAUGAUCUUAGGUGACCCCUGUGAAAGGGCAGCUGCAACGGGUUUACCACAGCAGAUGGCAGCACUGGAGAACGGAACUCUUGAUGGAGACACCUGCUGAUGUAAAGCAGUAGCUGCUUUCAACACAGUAGCUGCUUUCUACACAACAGCUGCUCUUUACACAUUGG